Molecule: messenger RNA, 989 nt
Organism: Mycena citricolor
Lineage: Eukaryota; Fungi; Basidiomycota; Agaricomycetes; Agaricales; Mycenaceae
Source: the annotation of a GenBank genome assembly
GAGACAUGCUUCUUUCCAGACAACACGAAUCUCUAGCAAUCCGCCAACUUCGUUGGUCUCAUCUCCGAAGACUGCAGAACUGUGGCCCUGAUCAAUCUAUGUCGCUCCCACUCAGUUGCUCCCCAAGUGACCGAACAAAAACAAGAAGCGGCUUAGGACAACAGCGGAGGAUGUCUCAGCUGCGAGUGCGGAUGUAAAAUGUCUCGCCUCCUAUCUCCCGGUUUCUACAUAUAAGGGGGGCGCAGGCGACCGAGAGCGCCUAUCCAUUGCUUUAACUGUUUAACACAAACCAUCACUACCCACCAUCUACUCUGCAUCACAUUACCAUGUCGCACAUUACCACUUAUGAUCUCCCCGAGUCCAUCGCUCCGUCCUCCUCGACCUCGAGUGUCUCAUCCGACUGCUCGUCGAGCAGCACAAGCACCCUUCGAGACCGUCGAGGGGUGUCGCUGUGGAUAUCGUUCUCCGCCGUCUUCCCCGUCGCUCCCAAACCCAAGGGAGCGCUCGGCCCGACCGUGAACAACAUCCCCCGGCGGCGAAAGCGCAGUAGUGUCGUUUCCAUCGACUCGCGGCCCGUGUCUGACAACUCAUCAUCUCUUGACCGGGUCGGCUACUUUGCGUGAGGGGUCGGGUCGAUGGGGGGACGGAUAUGGAGUUGUAUGCGGUCGUGUACUGGGCACCAGCCCUCCACGACAUCAGGCUAUGACUAGGUGCCAACUUGCGUUGACGCUUCUUCAUUCCAACAUAUCCAAUGGGAUUUUGGAAAGCUCAGACUGGGAAGCCGCUGCGCGUCCCAAAAUAGAGUGCUUGUGAAGGAUGUAUUCGUAUACUCCUUGUUACGCAGCGCUUCGUGGCUCAUGCACAAAUGUUGCUCGAAUCAAAACACCAUAAAUACGAACGGCCUUAUUUUAAGAAAUUACCCUGUUCUCGUUCUCUCACAUAUGAAUCGGGAUAAACCGCGUAGGGUCCCAUUACUGUUUAGGUAGAAU